CACUAUGGCCACUUUAUACACGGCGCUGUGUGCGCUCUUCAUAUAUCAGCAGGUCAGUUCUGUGGUAUCCGUUUGUCUGACCGGAUGCUCCUGUACAGACGAAACCUUCGGCCGGUCUUUGCUCUGUAUGGAGCUUCCUUAUGUACGGAUCCCACCAAACAUUCCUGAGAAUUUCAUCAAAAUCCGCAUUGAAAAAUCGCAUGUAACUGAAAUCCCGCAGGGUGUGUUCUCUCAAAUCAGUGCCUUAAUGUUCCUGUGGCUAAACUUCAACGAUAUAACUCUGAUGAAUGUUAGAAGUCUAGAGGGACUGCACAACUUGACAGAAUUACGCAUACAAGACAACAAACUACGUUCGAUACCAUGGACCGCCUUUCAGGACACUCCAGAACUUAAAGUUUUAGACCUGAAGCACAACCGGAUAGACGUGCUCCCUGAAAACGCCCUGCGCCACCUGCUCGCUCUUACCUACUUAGAUUUAUCCUUCAAUCAGCUUACGAUCGUAUCCAGAGACGUGUUCCUCAACUGGCCGCGGUUUUAUUCACAGACACGAGGCAGGAAAGAGGAACAAACGAAUGUUGUUCUGGCGCUGCACGAUAAUCGCUGGCUGUGUGACUGUCGACUCAGAGGAUUCAUCGAAUUCAUCAACUCUGUUGCUCCACCGAUUGUUCUGAUGAGCUCGUACAUGACGUGUUCAGGUCCUGAGAGCAGAGCUGGAAAGUUCUUUCAUGAGCUGGAGUUGAAGACAUGUUUAAAGCCAGAAACCUUCAGUCCUCAAACCAACAUCACGCUUCCUCUGGGCUCAAAUGUCACUGUGAGGUGUCUGGUGAAAUCGAGGCCAGAGGCGGUCAUCCGCUGGAGCUACAGGCUAAAAAGCAUCAGAGGUUUUACAGUGUCUCAGACGCAGUUGGACGUGGACACCAUCAGUUCGGCUCUGAUCAUUCCGGUGCUUCAUGCGGCCGAUCGAGGCGUUUACACCUGCACUGCCAACAACUUCAUCGGAAACUCCUCCAUCAAUAUCUGGCUUGAUGUUCAAUCCCACAAUUCCUCUUUCCCGCUCUCCACCGCCGUCUAUGAAAAUGUGUAUAUUGACGUACGCAUCGCCAAGCAGACGGUCUACGGCGUCACGGUCGAGUGGUUCACUUUGACUGAGAAACCUGCCCAAACCUGGUUCACCGUUUAUUUCGGCCGCCAUGACAUGCCAAAGAAAGACGCCAUUUACAUGAGUCCAGGAAGCAACAGCUACUCUGUCAACGGUCUGCUUCCCCUCACGAAAUACGAAGUGUGCGUGACGGUGAGAAACCACGCGCCACGUGACAGCCAGUGCGUCGUGUUUGUGACGGGCAGUGACACGAAUGAACGGGAGCGACGAGAGAGACUGAUUCACAUAAUCGUCAUCGUUUGUGCGAUGGUGCUCGCCGUCCCAGCGGGAAUGUUCGUGUGCACGACCAACACCAGAUGCCGCUGCUGUGAGAGCUGCGCAGAACUGUACGACAGACGGCGGCGACACGAGAAAGACCUGCGGCCUGGCGAGAGACAUGAGAGACAGAACACGUUUGACAGUCUUCAGGCCGCCAGUGAUGAAAAACUGUGUCGAGACGAUAAAGCACAGAAUGGAAACAGCGCACAGUUGUAUUAAUAACACGCAUGUACGUGUACAUUCACUGAACGCACCUUAAUUGUGUCUUCCAUUUUCAUUGGGAGAGUUUUAUUAUCAGUGCUGCAUUAAAUAUAUUCACAGCAUGUGCAUUGUUUUACAUGUUUAUAACUUUAAACGUCUUUCUUAAUUAAUCACAUCUAAACCAGAUAAUCUUAAACUGCUUUGAUAAUUAUUACACAAGAAUAUCUCUAUAAUACAUAUUAUAAUGAAAUAUCUUCUUAUUUUCUACAUUUCCAUGUCUGUAUUUCUCUGGUUUACCAUUAAAUUCAAUAUUGUGGCUUCUGUAUGAAUAAUAAUUGUGAUGUUCCUCA
Xyrauchen texanus (razorback sucker) is the source of this 1968-nucleotide messenger RNA. RefSeq names its product leucine-rich repeat, immunoglobulin-like domain and transmembrane domain-containing protein 2. Lineage: Eukaryota; Metazoa; Chordata; Actinopteri; Cypriniformes; Catostomidae. The transcript is spliced from 3 exons. The record is from RefSeq and is a predicted model, not a curated record. Gene Ontology annotation, molecular function: protein binding. Bases 5 to 1636 code for a protein of 543 amino acids.